Melanotaenia boesemani (Boeseman's rainbowfish) is the source of this 2274-nucleotide messenger RNA. RefSeq names its product coiled-coil domain containing 92 (gene ccdc92). The record is from RefSeq and is a predicted model, not a curated record. Lineage: Eukaryota; Metazoa; Chordata; Actinopteri; Atheriniformes; Melanotaeniidae. The coding region runs from base 202 to 1188 and encodes 328 amino acids. The transcript has 4 exons.
GACAGGCAACUGCCACAGCCACCCUCCGCUCUCACCAGACCGAGUCGAGCCCCUGACAGCAUCACCGACAUGCCCCGCAAAGUGGGAUCCGCCUGGCAGUCCGAGUAACGACCAUUUAAAAUAUUUUAGACGCUCCUCGACGGCCGUGUAUUUUUUAGCUUUAAGGUUGCAAGGCCAGUGUGGGUCCAAACAUAAAUCACCAUGGCAUCAGCUAAUGUUACACUGGAAAAUCAGCUCCAAAGUGCACAGAAAAACCUGCUCUUCCUCCAGCAGGACCAUGCUAACACACUAAAGGGGCUACAUGCAGAGAUCCGCAGAUUACAGCAGCAAUGCACAGACUUGACAUACGAGCUCACAGUGAGAAGCUCUGAUCCCUCAGACAGCAGUGAGGCCCGAUGCAGGGAACUGCAGAGGAGGUGUGAGGAGCUAGAGGCCCAGCUUAAGAAGAAAGAAGAGGAGAACACAGAGCUGCUCAGGGACCUGGAGCAAAAGAACGCCAUGAUUUCCGUCCUAGAAAACACAAUCAAAGAGAGGGAGAAGAAGUAUCUGGAAGAGCUUAAGAUGAAGAGCCACAAGCUGGCUGUGUUGUCUGGGGAGCUGGAGCAGAGAGCAAGCACCAUUGCUUACCUUACCUCUCAACUUCAUGCCACUAAGAAAAAGCUUUUAGCUGGCAGUUCCUCUGAGGCAAGUCCUAAUGUUAGUCCAGUUUCCUCAUACAAGCCUACACCUCCACCUACCAAGGACAAGCAGCCUGAAACCCCACGUCGCCGCAUGAAGAAGAGCCUCUCCCAGCCUCUUCACCCAGAGCUGACUGAGGUGUAUCGCCUCGGCCCAGACGGCAGGCGUCUGGUUCUGCGAGAGACAGUUGACGCUAUGCCCGACCCCACACCCUUCCUGCAGGCAGGUAGAGAGUCUCCUGAGCCUCAGGUGGUGCGUGAACGCCCCUCCAUCAUCCCUCCCAUUGCCUCUGAUCGCUCCCCCAUCCCUCCACUAGGUGCUACAGCCAGUCCUCGUCACAGCCCUGCGCGGGACCGUCAGUACAAGGCGCAUGUGGGUGUGGCUCACCGUAUCCCGCUUGGUACCCCUCCCCUGGCCCCGCCGCAAGCAGAGCUGGAGACACUGGCAGUGGACCAGGUCAAAGAGGAUAAGGUUGUGCGGAAACGCUCAGGAGCCGACAGGACAGUUUAACACUGCAAAGCUAACAUGCAGAUAAACGCACACACACAUCUACUGUAUACACACUACACUGCAAGAACAGGAAGAAUCGUGACCCACUGUGUAGCCUGCUUUUUACGCAACACUGCAAUAUGAACAAAUGCAAAUACAAGAUUCUCAUUUUGUGGUUUUCAAUAAGACUUUUUCUUUUUGUUAAUCUACAGUAGACAAGUACUACUGUAAAGCAUGCCAAAUGUUUCCUUCAUACAUCCCAAUGAGACUUUGAGUUAUACACAUCUUAACUUUUUGCUUAGACCUUUACUUCAGCCGUCUUAUGAGGUGUGUACAACUAAUUCUCAGCCAAAUAUCUGCAUCAGUGCCUGCUUAACUGGUUCAUUCAUACACAAGCUGUGAACUGUAGUCAUGGCUAAUAGUUAUCUUUACAUACAGUAUCUCAGUGCUCCAUCUUCUCAACAAUAUGUUGGACAUAUCAACAAACUACAUAACAAAUAUCUGCAGCUGCAUAGGAUAGAACUAAAGUAACUAAACUACUACUCCCUGAAUAUCUUUCAUCUGCUUGUGAUAUCUGUAUAAUCAUAUUACUGUAGGUAGGGGCUGCAUAAUGUGCAAUUGUAACUUGCAGGUUGUCAAUUAGAAAGCUGUAAUUUGAACUUUUCCUUUGCAGAAAAGAAAGCAGCAGCGAUGGACUUGUUUUAAUGCAGGACGAACUGACAGUGAACUGGGAGUGCAUUAGUGUGUAUGAGCGAGGAAAAGAGAGUGUGUAUGCCUGACAAACAGUGAAGGCCACUGGGAGAAUGAACUUUUAGGUUUAUUGAUAUCCACUGAUGCUAUUUGUGAUACAAGGGCAUUUCUAACACACUGCUGAACUAGGAUUUUGUGAUAUUUACUGUACUUUAUAAAGGCUGUGAAUUUGUAAUGAGUUCUUUUUUAAUUUAUUGUGUAAAAUAGAACACUGGAAAAUACAACACCUCAAAUAUUGGCUGUAGUUACUGCACCACCAAUGUGAUGGUAAUUAAAUCUCUUAAUAGCCUGCUUUUCACAAUGAGAUCACUUGUCAUUUAAGUAUACAAGUUAAUAUAAUAAAGCAACAUUUUUUUA